Colletotrichum destructivum is the source of this 1069-nucleotide messenger RNA. RefSeq lists its product as uncharacterized. The record is from RefSeq and is a predicted model, not a curated record. The transcript has a single exon. Bases 204 to 920 code for a protein of 238 amino acids. Lineage: Eukaryota; Fungi; Ascomycota; Sordariomycetes; Glomerellales; Glomerellaceae.
CCCCAUUUAGUGUGUUCGCGACCGUACUUCUCCGCCGUUGACACUUAGAUCGAUACACCAACUUGUAUCCCCUAUCACCCCUCCCCAAAAAAAUCCCUUUGACAACCACACGACGAAAGCGAACCACUACGUAGCGUCCAAGCCAUACACACUACCAGUCAUAGCGGGAUUGAAAAAGAGUAAAAGAACAGAACCACGCCAAGAUGCCUUCUGUUCUCGGUUUGACCACCGAUCCUUCCCCUCAUGGGCCCGGCGCCGAGCAGCGCCAGAAGAAGAAGAAGCCCCAGUUGCAGGGCGCCGCCGAAGACGUCGACAACAAGCAACUAGCCCGCCGCGAAAAGCCCAACGGCGAACGGAAAGCCUCGUCGUCGCAGUCCCCCCCGGCCCCCGAGGAGAAGAAGAAGAGCAACAAGAACAAGAAGAAGAAGAAGGAAAAGAAGGAGAAGACAGGCACGCAGAUGCGCCACUACUCGUCCGACGAGGAGGAGUCUUCGGACGAAGAGGGCCCCCUCAACACCAUCAAGCUGCGCAACCACGCCAAGGCCAUCGAGAUGGAGACGCUGCUCUGGGGCGCCCUCUGCCACAAGCCCAAAAGCGCCCUCAAGUACAUUGGUAAGGGCGCCAUCAUGUGCAACCCCAUCGUCUUUGGCGACACCGAGGUCUACUCGGAGCGCUCCGAGCCCACUUUGAAGGAGAUGCUGAAGGAGCACGCCGACCCGCCCCUGAGCUUCAAGAUGCACAAACCCCACGUCUGCGAGGUCGGCCUGAUGGCCAUGUCCAUCUGCUGCGACGUCACCUUCUUCCGCAUGGGCGAGGACAACGUCCUCGAGGCCGAGGAGUGCAGGAUCUCCUCCAGCUGGAGACAGUGCGCGAGCGGAGACUGGGAGAUGGGCAGUUGCAUGGCCGGAUGGCAGGACUAGAGCGGGGCGCGUUGGUUCGUUUAUUGGUGUCACGAUGCAUGAAUUGUGGUUGUGUUGAGUUUCGCUGAGCGCGUGCGGCGUUGAUGAGGUAUUCUUUCUACGGGGUUUGCUUUUUGCCAUUGUAUUGUACCACGGCCUGUUCAUGAACU